Messenger RNA from Myotis lucifugus (little brown bat), 4656 nucleotides. It is a transcript of the gene PAK5, whose product is annotated as p21 (RAC1) activated kinase 5. Lineage: Eukaryota; Metazoa; Chordata; Mammalia; Chiroptera; Vespertilionidae. Gene Ontology annotation, cellular component: cytoplasm. The coding region runs from base 457 to 2616 and encodes 719 amino acids. The transcript has 10 exons. Gene Ontology annotation, molecular function: protein serine/threonine kinase activity; ATP binding. Gene Ontology annotation, biological process: protein phosphorylation; cytoskeleton organization; apoptotic process. The record is from RefSeq and is a predicted model, not a curated record.
AAAACCCGGAAUAGCUGCGUGAGCCCACGGGAAAGUCCUCCGAGGGAGCGACGCCGGGCAGCUGGGCAUGCUCAGUAGCUGGGGGAGGCUUGGGUGGAGAGUAGAAAGCUUUGGGAUCUGCUCCCCCCCACCUCCAACGGCCUCCCGAACCCCUUGCCCCCAGCCCGUAGUAGUUGCCCAGCGUGCGCCCGUGGACACCGGGAACAUGGCGCUCCCAGCCCUGUAGCAGCCCCGUAGCAGCCCCGGCGGAGAAGGGGAUGAGGUACCGCCGCUUCGCUGACAGCCAGCCGCCAGAAAUACACUGUGGCAAAAUGCUUCCACCUCUUGCCAAAAUGGACACGGGGGAAAAAUGAAGAACACUGAAGAGCUCCACCGAAGAGUUGCACAACACCAAUAAGAGCCACACUCCUCUGGAGUCUGAUUCAUCCACAGCCAUCGUAAAAAGGUCUUUGCAUCAUGUUUGGAAAGAAAAAGAAAAAGAUUGAAAUCUCUGGUCCAUCCAACUUUGAACACAGGGUUCACACAGGGUUUGAUCCACAGGAACAGAAAUUCACCGGCCUGCCUCAGCAGUGGCAUAGUCUGUUGGCAGAUACGGCCAACAGGCCGAAGCCCAUGGUGGACCCGUCAUGCAUCACACCCAUCCAGCUGGCUCCCAUGAAGACAAUCGUUCGAGGAAACAAACCCUGCCAGGAAUCCUCCAUCAACGGCCUCCUGGAGGAUUUCGACAACAUCUCGGUGACCCGCUCCAACUCCCUAAGGAAAGAGAGCCCGCCCACCCCGGACCAGGGCGCCGCGGGCCAUGGCCCAGGCCACCGGGAAGAGAACGGCUUCAUCACCUUCUCACAGUAUUCCAGCGAAUCCGACACCACCGCCGACUACUCCACCGACAGGUACCGCGACAAGAGUCUCUAUGGAGACGAUUUGGAUCCGUUUUAUAAAGGCAGCCAUGCGGCCAAGCAGAAUGGGCACGUGAUGAAAAUGAAACACGGGGAAGCCUACUAUUCUGACAUGAAGCCCCUGAAAUCCGACCUGGCCCGAUUCCCCAUCGAUUAUCACACACACUUGGACUCACUGAGCAAACCCAGUGACUACAGUGACCUCAAGUGGGAGUACCAGAGAGCCUCGAGCAGCUCGCCUCUGGAUUACCCGUUCCAAUUCACGCCUUCCAGAACUGCAGGGACCGGCGGCUGCUCCAAGGAGAGCCUGGCCUACAGCGAGAGCGAAUGGGGGCCCAGCCUGGAUGACUACGAUCGGAGGCCAAAGUCAUCGUACCUGAAUCAGACCAGCCCGCAGCCCGCCAUGCGGCAGAGGUCCAGGUCGGGCUCGGGGCUCCAGGAACCGAUGAUGCCCUUCGGAGCAAGUGCAUUUAAAACCCACCCCCAGGGACACACGUACAACUCCUACACCUACCCUCGCUUGUCCGAGCCCACAAUGUGCAUUGCCAAGGUGGAUUACGAUCGAGCACAGAUGGUUCUCAGCCCUCCACUGUCAGGGUCCGACACCUACCCCAGGGGCCCCGCCAAACUACCUCAAAGUCAAAGCAAAGCGGGCUAUUCCUCAAGCAGCCACCAGUACCCAUCUGGGUACCACAAAGCCACCCUGUACCACCACCCCUCCCUACAGACCAGCUCACAGUACAUCUCCACCGCUUCUUACCUGAGCUCUCUCAGCAUCUCAUCCAGCACCUACCCCCCACCCAGCUGGGGCUCCUCCUCAGACCAGCAGCCCUCUAGGGUGUCCCACGAACAGUUUCGGGCUGCCCUGCAGCUGGUGGUCAGCCCAGGAGACCCCAGGGAGUACUUGGACAACUUUAUCAAAAUCGGGGAAGGGUCGACCGGCAUCGUGUGCAUCGCCACCGAGAAACACACAGGGAAACAAGUUGCAGUGAAGAAAAUGGACCUUCGAAAGCAGCAGAGGCGAGAGCUGCUUUUUAAUGAGGUUGUGAUAAUGCGGGAUUACCACCAUGACAAUGUGGUUGACAUGUACAACAGCUAUCUUGUCAGUGACGAGCUCUGGGUGGUCAUGGAGUUUCUAGAAGGUGGUGCCUUGACAGACAUUGUCACUCAUACCAGAAUGAAUGAAGAACAGAUAGCUACUGUGUGUCUGUCGGUUCUGAGAGCUCUCUCCUACCUUCACAACCAAGGAGUGAUUCACAGGGACAUAAAGAGUGACUCCAUCCUCCUGACAAGCGAUGGACGGAUAAAGUUAUCUGACUUUGGUUUCUGUGCUCAAGUUUCCAAAGAGGUACCGAAGAGGAAAUCAUUGGUUGGCACUCCCUACUGGAUGGCACCUGAAGUAAUUUCUAGACUACCGUACGGGACGGAGGUGGACAUCUGGUCUCUGGGGAUCAUGGUGAUAGAAAUGAUUGAUGGCGAGCCCCCCUACUUCAACGAGCCUCCCCUGCAGGCAAUGCGGAGGAUCCGGGACAGUUUACCUCCUCGAGUGAAGGACCUACACAAGGUUUCUUCCGUGCUCCGGGGAUUCCUGGACCUGAUGCUGGUGAGGGAGCCCUCUCAGAGAGCCACAGCCCAGGAACUCCUUGGACAUCCGUUCUUGAAACUGGCAGGUCCACCUUCUUGCAUAGUUCCCCUCAUGAGACAGUACAGGCAUCACUGAGCAGAGGAUCCACACAGGCGACAAAGCCAAAGGAGGACAUGAGAAUAAUUCAGGAGAACAUGAGGCAACCACAGAACAUGCAAAGGCCUGUGCAUUCUAAGCAGCUGAUCGGUGGGACAGUGUGAUGACCAGCAGGGUUUAACAGACCAGGGCAUCUUCUUGUGUCUUAAUCGGCAUCUCUCCACUGACAGCUGGCAUGCUCAUUGGGAACACGGCUUUCAUAAGUCAUCAUUAUAUUUUUCAGCCUUUCAUCCAGCAAAUCAGAAGGAUUCAGUACAAACUCUGUUAUGACACAUCCUAGCCACAUGCAGGGUAACACAUAGGAUUUUCUAUAUUGAAAGAAUACUUUUCUGGCAAAAAAAAAGGAAGGAAAACAAAAAGCACUUUUUUCUUAAUGGUAGCAGUGUAAUGUAUUUUGCAAUGAAUUUGUAAUUUUUCUGUACGAUAGUUUUGAUAAUUUAUAGUACUUUGAUGUCGCGUAGCCAUUGUAUCAGUUGAAGUAAUACUUGUUUACUAGCAAGAGUUUGAACAAAGCCUUUCCUACUUUUUUAUCCCUUUCAGAGAACCAACGAUUCUUAGGAACUUUGAAUACUGAAUGACUCUCAAUCACCGUCAGCUUUAGUAGAAUAUCUUUCUUAUCUUAACAAGUGUCUUAUGUGAUGGAAGAAGCACUAAGAGUGAUGGUGAUGGUAGUGCGCAUUUCAUUUAUCCAACCAAAAAUAAUAAGAUUUGAGCCACAGGAGACCACCAAACUACUCUUUGGGAUAAAGCUAAAUGUUUGGAAAAAAUCACAUUUCCCUUUAAGGCUGUUAGUCACAAACCAGUGUUUGCCCAGCGGGUAUUUCCCCCGGUGCCCUGUCUCAAAUAAGUAUGACGUCCCCUUGUGGCCAAAUUUCCCUCCCAAGGAACAAUUUCAGUGCUAGGAUCAUUGACUGGGACCCCCAUGUUGAAGGUUUCAGUAAGGCCGUGAGAUUUCCAAUCUCACAAAGGGAAAGGAGCUAGAACAGGGCAGGAUGUUUGGUUUCGUUUGUCACUGUUUGAAAACUCUGUAUGCUAGCACACCAAACUCUUGUCUGCAUUUACCUUCGUACCGCAGUGUUGAUCGCUGUUGUUCAUGUAUCGUGCUGGAAGCUGAACUGACUCUAGAGGGUGAAUUAGGAAGGGUGGGACCUGACUCCAGUGGUGACCAUGUUAUAAUGUGUUUCUGACAUAGGAGAGUUGUGCUGCUGACUAGGUCUCCUCAAAUGUUGAUAGCAAUGAAUGACUACUACAUUUUGUGUUGCUUGUUGGAUGAAUUUGCAUGUUAACUGUAGGCCAAUGUAGAUUUGCCUUUAAAACUCUGGAAGAGCUACAUAGUCAUCAUUAGUUUCCAUUAAUUAUGCAUCAGACAAAAGCCAUUUGUUACCAAACCGGAAAACCAGAGGCUUUUCUUAAUGACUUCACAUACUGUAACAAAUACGAAUUUAAAUUUCUGAAAAUGCUCUGGUUGCUCUAAGCAUAAUUAAGAUUUUUUUGUAAUUAAUAGGUUGCUAAUUAUUUAUUAUAGUUAAAAGGGAAAAAAGGCAUAAAAUGACUUUCUACUGAUUAGAUUUUCAGUCUUCCCCAAAACUGGAAAUGCCUAACCAUAAAUAGAAUCUGUAAUUUUAUUUCAUAAAACUCAAAAGUCAAUGUUUUAUGUAAAAUAUUAAGCUAUUAAUAUAAAUAUGUAAGAAUAAAAACAAUCUAAAUUCAGAAAAUGGCAGUCCUAAAAAUUCAUGGAACAGAUUGUAUUAAUUUAGGCAGGACUAUGUAGUAGAAAGAAAAGACAAAGAAAAUCUCUUUUUUAACCAGGACAAAUAUUAAAACCAUUGCAGAAAAUAGUGGAUUUUGGAUUCCAAACAUUUUGACAGUGUACUGGAAAUUUUUCUGUAAUUUUCUUAUCACUGGGUAUUUUUUAAACUACUCGUUGGGUUUACCGAAAGCUACUGUAGCUUAAGGUUUUGUGAGCACUAACUAUUGGCAGAAACUGCACUUGCAAAUAAAAAUAAAUGUUUGCCUUUU